AUGGAAGACUUAGUUGAUCUUUUCAGGUCGUGCAAUGGUCUACUGUUGAUCAAAGUUGACCGUCGUGUCAAAGCGCAAUUCAUUGUUUGUAACCCGGCCAGGCAGAAAUUCCGUGCACUUGCUGACCACGGUGGAGGUUUUUACGAAUCAUUCAUAAUUAGCUUGGCUUUCGAUCCAUCGAAAUCGCCUCACUACAAAGUUGUAUUGCUUCAUCAAUACCCUCCGAAAAUAGAAAUCUAUUCAUCAGAGACUGCGUAUUGGAAGAAUAUAGUUAUAGUUAUACUAUAUGAACAGACACUUUGCAUACGCGGAUGUUAUCUGAAUGGUGCGUCUUGGAAUGGAGCUCUGUAUUGGCUAUGUGACGACCGAUAUAAUGUGUUGAGAUUUGACGUUGAGACAGAGAAGAUUUAUAUGAUUCCGUACAAGCAACGUGGUAGAAUUCUCCCUCUGGACAAGACUAGGUAUUUUGGAGACUGCGGCUGUGGUGGCCGUUUGCUUCUGAUUCAGAGUAAUUCGCAUUCUACCGCGAGAUUCAAAAUCUGCGAGAUGGACGAAGACUGCUGCCGUUGGAACGUCAAGCUUCCUGUAGAUCUCAAGACCUUGAUAUCUGAAUUCCCCGAGAUAGAAAGUCAAAACUUUUAUAAAUUUACGGUGAUGUGCGUUGUCGAGGGAGAGGAGGAGGAUGAUAUCGCGCUCAUCUUGGCUAUCCCGGUGUUGUAA
Messenger RNA from Rhododendron vialii, 720 nucleotides. Its product is annotated as F-box protein At5g07610-like. NCBI's taxonomy places the organism in Eukaryota, Viridiplantae, Streptophyta, Magnoliopsida, Ericales, Ericaceae. Bases 1 to 720 code for a protein of 239 amino acids. The transcript is spliced from 3 exons. The record is from RefSeq and is a predicted model, not a curated record.